This is a messenger RNA of Tupaia belangeri chinensis (Chinese tree shrew), 4335 nucleotides long. Its product is annotated as thrombospondin-3. The coding region runs from base 1 to 4335 and encodes 1444 amino acids. Gene Ontology annotation, biological process: cell adhesion. The record is from RefSeq and is a predicted model, not a curated record. Gene Ontology annotation, molecular function: calcium ion binding; heparin binding. The transcript is spliced from 31 exons. Gene Ontology annotation, cellular component: extracellular region. NCBI's taxonomy places the organism in Eukaryota, Metazoa, Chordata, Mammalia, Scandentia, Tupaiidae.
AUGGAGGAACAGGCGCAUCAAGGAACAUGCCGCAGGGGAGAGAGCAAGAGUCCAGAAAUUGACCAGGAGGAAAUAUACUUAAUUGACCUGCUGACUGUGGGCGAGUCCCGGCAGAUGGUGGCUGCGGCAGAGAAGAUCCGGACAGCUUUGCUCACUGCCGGGGACAUCUACCUCCUGUCCACUUUCCGCCUGCCCCCCAAGCAGGGUGGAGUCCUCUUUGGCCUCUACUCUCGCCAAGACAACACGCGAUGGCUGGAGGCCUCCGUUGUGGGCAAGAUCAACAAAGUGCUGGUGCGGUACCAGCGUGAGGAUGGCAAAGUCCACGCGGUGAACCUACAGCAAGCGGGCCUGGCUGACGGGCGCACACACACCGCGCUCCUGCGACUCCGAGGUCCGGCCCGCCCCAGCCCUGCUCUGCAGCUUUACGUGGACUGCAAACUGGGCGACCAGCAUGCUGGCCUCCCGGCACUGGCCCCCAUUCCUCCAGCAGAGGUCGACGGGCUGGAGAUCAGGCCUGGGCAGAAAGCUUAUCUGAGGAUGCAGGGCUUUGUGGAAUCCAUGAAGCUUAUUCUGGGCGGGUCCAUGGCCCGGGUAGGAGCCUUGAGCGAGUGUCCAUUCCAGGGGGACGAGUCCAUCCACAGCGCAGUGACCAGUGCACUGCACUCCAUCCUAGGGGAGCAGACCAAGGCGCUGGUCACCCAACUCACCCUCUUCAACCAGAUCCUGGUGGAGCUGCGGGAUGACAUCCGAGACCAGGUGAAGGAAAUGUCUCUGAUCCGAAACACCAUCAUGGAGUGUCAGGUGUGCGGCUUCCACGAGCAGCGUUCCCACUGCAGCCCCAAUCCCUGCUUCCGAGGCGUGGACUGCAUGGAGGUGUACGAGUACCCCGGCUACCGCUGCGGGCCCUGUCCCCCGGGUCUCCAGGGCAAUGGCACUCACUGCAAGGACAUCAAUGAGUGCGCUCACGCCGACCCCUGCUUCCCGGGCUCCAGCUGCAUCAACACCAUGCCCGGUUUCCACUGUGAGGCCUGUCCUCGAGGCUACAAAGGCACACAGGUGUCUGGUGUGGGCAUCGACUACGCCCGAGCCAGCAAACAGGUCUGCAACGACAUUGAUGAAUGCAACGAUGGGAACAAUGGUGGCUGUGACCCCAACUCUGUCUGCACCAACACCGUGGGCUCUUUCAGAUGUGGUCCCUGCCGCCUGGGCUUCCUGGGCAACCAGAGCCACGGCUGCCUCCCAGCUCGGAGCUGCCACAGUCCAGCCCACAGCCCCUGCCACGUCCAAGCUCACUGUCUCUUUGAACGCAAUGGGGCAGUGUCUUGCCAGUGUAACGUGGGCUGGGCAGGGAACGGGAACGUGUGUGGGCCCGACACGGACAUCGACGGCUACCCGGACCAGGCGCUGCCCUGCAUGGACAACAACAAACACUGCAAGCAGGACAACUGCCUUUUAACACCCAACUCUGGACAGGAAGACGCUGAUAAUGAUGGUGUGGGAGACCAGUGUGAUGACGACGCCGAUGGGGACGGGAUCAAGAAUGUGGAGGACAAUUGCCGGCUGUUCCCCAACAAGGACCAGCAGAACUCAGAUACGGACUCUUUUGGUGAUGCCUGUGACAACUGCCCGAAUGUUCCCAACAAUGACCAGAAAGACACGGAUGGCAAUGGAGAAGGAGAUGCCUGUGACAAUGACGUGGACGGGGACGGCAUUCCCAAUGGACUGGACAAUUGCCCGAAAGUCCCCAACCCUCUACAGACAGACAGGGAUGAGGACGGGGUGGGAGAUGCUUGUGACAGCUGCCCCGAAAUGAGCAAUCCCACCCAGACAGAUGCAGACAGCGACCUGGUGGGGGACGUCUGUGACACCAAUGAAGACAGCGAUGGGGACGGGCAUCAGGACACCAAGGACAACUGCCCACAGCUGCCGAAUAGCUCCCAGCUGGACUCCGACAACGAUGGACUUGGGGAUGAGUGUGAUGGGGAUGACGACAACGACGGUGUCCCGGAUUACGUGCCUCCCGGACCUGACAACUGUCGCCUGGUACCCAAUCCCAAUCAGAAGGACUCAGACGGCAAUGGCGUUGGUGAUGUGUGUGAAGACGACUUCGACAACGACGCAGUGGUCGACCCCCUGGAUGUAUGUCCCGAAAGUGCAGAGGUGACCCUCACGGAUUUUCGGGCCUAUCAGACCGUCGUCCUGGAUCCCGAGGGUGAUGCUCAGAUCGACCCGAAUUGGGUCGUGCUCAACCAGGGCAUGGAAAUUGUUCAGACCAUGAACAGUGACCCCGGCCUGGCAGUGGGAUACACAGCCUUCAAUGGCGUGGACUUUGAAGGCACCUUCCACGUGAACACAGUGACCGAUGAUGACUACGCAGGCUUUCUCUUCAGUUACCAGGACAGCGGCCGCUUCUACGUGGUCAUGUGGAAACAGACGGAGCAGACCUACUGGCAGGCCACACCCUUCCGGGCCGUGGCUCAGCCUGGGCUGCAGCUCAAGGCAGUGACAUCGGUGUCAGGCCCAGGUGAGCACCUCCGGAACGCCCUCUGGCAUACUGGCCACACCCCUGACCAGGUACGGCUGCUGUGGACUGACCCACGAAACGUGGGCUGGAGGGACAAGACCUCCUAUCGAUGGCAGCUGCUGCACCGGCCGCAAGUUGGCUACAUUCGGGUGAAGCUUUAUGAGGGUCCCCAGCUAGUGGCAGAUUCUGGGGUGAUCAUUGAUACAUCCAUGCGAGGGGGGCGUCUUGGUGUAUUCUGCUUCUCCCAAGAAAACAUCAUUUGGUCCAAUCUCCAGUACCGAUGCAAUGCUGUUCUCACCCCUGGUCAAAGCAGAACAACUGCGGUUACCCCUAGCGAUUCCACUGCGGGUACUGUGAGCACGAGGAGCACACUCCCCACCUCCAACCCUGCACAAAGCCCGGCCACCACUCCAGGCCACAAUGCCACCUCGUCUCUGACCACCAGCCAUGCCCUGGCCCCGGCCACCACUCCAGGCCACAAUGCCACCUCGUCUCUGACCACCAGCCAUACCCUGGCCCCAGCCACCACUGCAGGCCACAAUACUGCCUCGUCUCUGACCACCAGCCAUACCCUGGCCCCGGCCACCGCUCCAGGCCACAAUGCCACCUCAUCUCUGACCACCAGCCAUAGCCCGGCCCCGGUCACUACUCCAGGCCACAAUGUCACCUCGUCUCUGACCACCAGCCAUAGUCUGGGCCCGGCCACCACUCCAGGCCACAAUGCCACCUCGUCUCUGACCACCAGCCAUACCUUGGGCCCAGCCACCACUCCAGGCCACAAUGCCACCUCGUCUCUGACCACCAGCCAUGCCUCGAACUUGGCCACUACUGCUGGCCACGAAGCCACCUCAUCUCUGCCCAUCAGCCGUGCCACAAGCUCAUCUUCCACUCUGCUGCACAGUAGCACCUCUGCCAGGGCCACUACCUCAGUUGGCCAGAGGACAUCAUCCUCUGUUUCCAGCCACCACUCUGACACUCCCACCACCCGUGCCAGCCCCAGCACCCACACGCUUGGCAGCCACUCUAGCUCUCACACGGCACCCUCUCCCGCCACCUCCAGCUCCAGCGCACCCCAGUUGUCAGCCAGGAUCUCUCUCUUUGUCCUGACUUUCACCAUUUGGAACCGCCCGUUUAAUUCUUCCCUGGAAAAUCCCCAAAACAGCUACUACCAAAAGCUGCAGAGAAACAUUUCUGCUUUGUUGUGGCAGAUUUAUAACCAGGAGGGUUUCCUGGGCGCCUUCGAUAUCACCUUCAGGCCAGGCUCCGUGGUGGUGGGAUCCUUGCUGGCCUUCCGAGAGGGUGCCCCCAGUGCCCACGACGUGGAGACACGGCUCACUCAGCAAGAAGCGGACAGUUAUGACCUGAGGGUCUCCAGAGUCAGCGUGCGUGACGCGACGCUUCCUUCCUCUGCCCAGUCUGGGUCGGGGGUGCCAGGCUGGGGCAUCGCCCUGCUGGUGCUUGUCUGCGUUCUGGUCGCACUGGCCAGCCUGUACCUCCUGGCGCUGGCCGUGUGUCAGUGCCGCCGAAAAAACUAUGGGCAUCUGGACAUCUUUCCGACCCGGGAAGCCUACCAUCCUAUGAGCGAGUACCCCACCUACCACACCCACGGGCGCUAUGUGCCCCCUGGCAGUACCAAACGGAGCCCCUAUGAGGAGGUUUCUGCAGGCAACGGCAGUGGCCUCUCUUCCACUAACCCGGCAGCGGCCGGCUGCCAACUUGAGCAGGGUGGUCACAAUGUCUGUGCGGACUGCAAGGGGCUUUUGGGGGAAGGAAGGACAAGAAGAGGGGGCUCCUUCGUGAAGCAGAUGUAG